Messenger RNA from Seminavis robusta, 1935 nucleotides. NCBI's taxonomy places the organism in Eukaryota, Bacillariophyta, Bacillariophyceae, Naviculales, Naviculaceae. The record is from the annotation of a GenBank genome assembly.
AUUAGAGAAAUUGUGCGUUCAAGUUCACACCUUUUCAACAGGUGUUUUGGUACCAUCACACCUCGGACGAAGAGAGCAAGUGGAUAGACCACUCCAGCCAGGACAGAUCGCCAUUACCACCCCAGAGGAAGGAAGCCAAGCCAAGAGCAAACAGUAACAAUGUCAAACAGACCCUGUUUACCUGUGCCAAGGCGUCGCAAGAGACAAGGGACCAAAACUACUAGUAGCAAUGAUGAUUUUGGUGAUAUCGCCACGAUGGACGCCUCCGAGUAUUUGAGUCGCGUGAUCCAACAAUCGAAGCAAUUGCCAGACGUCCUGGUGACACAGCAACAACAACAAACCAAGAAGAAGAAGAAGAAACAGCGCUGUCUGGAUGUUCCCAUUGAUGGAUCGGCAGCUUCCGUGCUCUAUUUGAUCUCGGAUCGAACGGUCUUGGUCCCUCCUCCAUCGGCACGGCAUCUUCCUCCACAGACCGAGACAUGGAUCCAACAGACCCUGGCCAAUUUCACGCAACUCAGGACUUACCUGACUUCCAUGAAACAACCAAAACCAAAUCGCAAGCAGCCAGUGCCACCCAUGAGCGAUCGUCCUGCAUGGCACAUUUUUUGCCUUGGCGAAACAGAGGCCAGAGGCAAUGUAGGUGACUAUUAUUGCGAGGAUGACAACAACAAGGCGGAUGAAAAUCCACCGAAAGCACAGCCACAAAAACUGGAGAAUCUGGAAACAAAAAUCAGUACCAACGAGGAAACUACUCGUAAGGAUGAGCCAGCCAAAGCCAAGGAAAGUUCGAUAGCACAGGAUCCUCCGAAAACGACACAAGACGACGACAUCAAAGAAGACCAAACCACAACCGUUGAAGAACCCUGGCGACACAAUCUACCUCCCGGCGGAUACGAAGCCACGACAAGUCUCUUGCUGCAACUGGACCAAGUCUUGGUACGACGAGUCAUUGCUCAUCUCGCUCAUUACAUUUGUCACGAAGAUUACCGCAUUUCGUCCAAGCGGUCACUAUGGUUGUAUGCCCUCUUGGCAUGUUUGGAAAAACCCAUUCAUCGCAAUGAAGCGGCCGUUCUCUACAGCUUGCUCAAGACGUUGACCCAUCGGAGGGCCAGCAUGACGAUGUCAACAACGACAAAUGAUCCACUGCUGGCACAUAUCAAUACGCUCAUUGUCCUAGUGGCGCUCUACUUUGAACAAGGAGACCGGCAUCAGGUCAUGACAGUGCAGCAAGCAGGUAGUUCUUGAGGCUAGACCAACAGCUAGUCAAACAAUCGCGCACAAGACUACAUAGAUAUGUCAUCACCAUGGCGAAGCGAACUGCUAGCUAGUGACAAGGAGUCGAUGCGGUUGCGGGGGCGCUAUUCGAGGUGGCCGCCGAGAGGUUUAUUGUAGGAUUGCUGGAAGUGCCACUGGCCAAUGACGAGACAAGGGGCAGGAUCAACACGACAUCAUACGCUAAUCCUCGUGCUACCGUAGUCAACUUUUGAAGCAGACCGAGCGUAACGAAUGCAUGUUUGCUGCAGUGGUGGGGAUGUGGUUCUAGUACUACGGUUGAAACCGAAACGAACCCCAUUGUAUGUGGUUAGACUGAACUAGUUUUAGCUACACCUGUAGCGAUUCUGUAGAAGGAGUCGAGUACAUGUACGCUAUUGGAGACGAAACUAAGUGCCUUCUCAAGGAGCGAGAGCACGUGACGCUGCUCGUAGAGUUGAAGGAAUCUUUGAACGAUUGCAUAGGAAGUGGCGGCGUUGAUUCGGCAUUCUUACAGUAGCAAUAUCUGGCUAGAUAGACGAGGACAUGGAUAGGUAGAUGCAGCAAGAGUGCCAUCCGGGUGGUGCGCCACCUGGAUGGGUUCUUGACAAUCAGAGCAAAAAAUAAAACAGUUUUGUUUUGAUUUUUUUAAAAAUAUGGUUUCAUUUCAAAUUGAGUCGAGUC